UUUCGAAUGUUUCAACACUGUUUCAUUGUAAAUAAUUGACAAAUAAAAGUGAAAAUGAAAAUAUUGAAAAGAAGUUUUGUAAAAUAUUUAAAGACAAAAAGCCAAAAACUUGCUCAAAAACUGGAAAAUAUUGAAUUUUUAAGGACCAUAAAUCCAAAAAAAGAUUACGAAUUGACAAAAUCCAACGCCUAAUCAUUGGAAAUGUCAGAACAACAACAGAAGAAGGAUACCGAGAGCAAGAGUGCAGCGACCAUACCCACAGUAUUGAAAUACGUUUUUGGUGGAACGGCAGCGAUAGCUGCAUCUUGUGUGAUGCAUCCAAUGGAUUUGGUAAAAACUCGCAUGCAAGUAGCUUCCAGCGGGGGCGGCAAAGCGGUCAGCCCCAUAGAAGUGAUGAAAAUGGCGAUGAGGAACGAUGGCAUCGCUGGCUUGUACAAAGGACUCAGCGCUUCGGUACUGCGACAGUCGGUGUACUCGACGACACGCAUCGGCGUCUACACGAGUCUAACGGAAUAUUAUCGCGAGUUGUAUAACACAUCGCCGACAUUGAAUGUAACCGUUUUGAUGGCAGCCUUUGCGGGCGCGGUGGGUGCUUAUGCUGGCACACCGGCCGAUCUGGGUCUAGUGCGCAUGAUGACCGAUGCGCGGCUACCGGCAGCCGAUCGUCGUAACUACACGAGUGUUUUUAAUGCGCUCUCACGCAUUGUCAAGGAGGAGGGUGUGUUGGCGCUUUGGCGUGGCGCUGUACCAACUGUGGGGCGUGCCAUUGUGGUGAGUGUUGCCCAAUUGGCGUCCUACACACAGUUCCGGCGAUGCGCAAAGUCGUACCUAGGCAUGGGUGAUGGGUUCAGUUUGCAUUUGGUGGCGAGUAUUGGUUCGGGUCUGCUGACAGCGACCGCAUCAUUGCCGGUGGAUAUUGCCAAGACGCGCAUACAGAAUAUGAAAAUGAUCGAUGGCAAGCCGGAGUACCGCGGUAUAUUGGAUGUGCUGUUGAAGAUUAGUCGGAAAGAAGGCGUUUUGGCGUUGUGGCGCGGUUAUACACCGUAUGUUUUGCGUGUUGUGCCAACCACAAUUUUGAUUUUCAUUAUAUUGGAGCAACUCAAUACGGCGUACUUUAAGUAUGUUUUGGGUGAGGAGUACAAGUCGAAGAUUUAAAGAUGCCUGUUAUUGUUGUUGUAUUUUGUGUAUGUACAUUUGUGUGUAAGUGAAUUUGUGACUGUGUGGAUAAGUGUGAAAAUACAAAAUGUUGAUUUUAUAAUUGACUUUCUUUUUGAAGAAUUGAAGAAUGUUUGAAAUUUAA
Molecule: messenger RNA, 1300 nt
Organism: Zeugodacus cucurbitae (melon fly)
Lineage: Eukaryota; Metazoa; Arthropoda; Insecta; Diptera; Tephritidae
Product: mitochondrial 2-oxoglutarate/malate carrier protein-like
Exons: 1
Coding region: 202-1155 (317 amino acids)
Biological process (GO): oxaloacetate transport; malate transmembrane transport; phosphate ion transmembrane transport
Cellular component (GO): mitochondrial membrane
Molecular function (GO): antiporter activity; sulfate transmembrane transporter activity; malate transmembrane transporter activity
Source: RefSeq, a predicted model, not a curated record